ACGCUCUGAGCACAGAGAGAGAGAGGGGAACCACGCAGCCGGUGAAAACCUGACACAUUCAGACAAAUUAAUUUAAAAGUGACCUAAGACUUCCUAUACCAUCAUACACUGACAGGCUAAAGAAAGUCAGAGGUAUUUAGAAGAGGUACUUUGUAAAAAAAAAAAAAAAAGACACAGGCAGAAUACCAGAGCCACCAGGAAGAAGAGACAUGAAUUUAAAUGACUUUGUGGUCCUUCGCAACAACAAGGCCAGAUCUGUCAAGCUCAAUGCCAGGAACCUGCAAGAAAUGCACAUGGAGACUGUAACUCUGGCCAAUGAGAGCAAAGAGAUGGAGGAGAAACUGCAACAGCUGAAAGACAGCAUGAGUAAAGAGAAGGAGGAGAGGGGAAAUUCAGGAAAUUUUAGAUGGACGUCUGGACGGUGUGCUUCUUCAAACAGCAAUUCCCUAACAAACAGCUCCAAGAAGAACAAGGAGAUCCAACUUCAGAAGCUGUCAGCAGGCAAACUGAAGAUCCGAGUGCUGAAGGACGAACCACUGAUAGUCCCACCUCAUCCACCACCUCCUCCUCCCACCGUGGGUCUUCAGAUGGCAAGAAAAAACAGACUGAAAGGAACGAUCUGUGGACAGUGUGAAGCCAAGACUGCUGGACUAAUGUGUGCCGAAUGUGCCGAGAACUACUGCGUUGGCUGCUUUGCCAGAUUUCACCAGAAGGGGGCACUGAAGCUCCACAGAAUGAUCCCCAUUCAGACAAAUUUGCAGACCCAUGUGACCAUUGGAGAUGUUGUCAGCUGCAUCCAGAAACAAAGUAACUCGAGCUCCUUUGCCGGUACCUUUAUGAAUCCAAGUUCCUGUCUCAACAAAGGUUCCAAUCACGCUAUCACAUCCAAUGCAACGACCAGAUGGAGGGAUGAGAGCCCAGAAAAAGGAACAGAGGUUAAGAAGAAUCAUAUGAAAUUUCACCCUCACUGCAGCCAGGAGUUGAGGGUGAAUCAUGAAGAGGAGACAAAGGUGGGAAACCCUGAGGAUGUAAAAAGAGGAUUCUCACGUUUUCUUCAUGAAGGAGAGUACGAUGAGGAGGAGUCUGCAAGAUCUUUCCAGGAGGCCCUCCAAGACUGGAGAGGAAGGAGGAGUGAUGGUGGAUUAGGAUUUAUGAAUCCAGAGGCAAUGUGGAUACCUGUCAGACCAGUAUCAGUGUCAGCUAUGGCAACCCAAGCUGACCUCCCUCCAGAGAGGGACGCUGAAGGACAACGAAGAGCAGCGGAAGGAGAGAGGACACCUAUCAAGGUGGAGUUCACAGGAAACAGCCUUUCCUACAUAGACAGACUGCUUCUCAAGAAACACCGCAGAACACCGAUUGAUACUAAUCAUCCAUCACUGACCUGUGGAAAAGAUUUAAAAUCAAUACCUACUUCAAACACUGAAGAGGAGACUGAAAGCACCUUUACCGCUGAGGAAGAGGAUUUCCGACGCUACUGUGCGUCAUUGUUCGAUGUUACAGUGAGCAGGGACAGCACUGAGCCACAGUCUACUACUACUACACCUGUAUCGUGCAUUGUCAUAGAGGUCUUGGAUGAGACAAAUAGAGACACAAAGGGAGUCUGUGCUGCUGAUCAGAAGACAGAUGACAAUACAGAGAUGACCUCUGUUCAGCAGUUCUCCAAGAAAGAAAAAAUACUGUUUACCCAGACAGCUAGUGGUGGGUCCUCAGGAGUCAGACACUUGUCUCCUUGUCCAACACCACCAUCCAGACAGUCUCGAGCACUUGUACAACCCAGAAUACAUCAGAAGCCCCCUUCAUCUGAGCCUAAGACUUCACAAGCCGAGCACUCAGUUAAAUCAUUCUCCUCUAAACAUAAGCCACCAGCAUGUCUGGCUACAGACACAGCUUUGAGGGCAUCAAUCAAGACACCAACUUCAAAACUACCAAGGUCCAUUUCUUCUCCCACUAUCCAGGAACCUAAAGCUAAAUGUGGAUCGCCACAACUUCCAUCCUCAUUACCUCAUUCCCAGUCGGAGGUCCCCAAAUCUUCUCUCUUGCCUGAUGUAUUAGCUAACAACUCACCAGCCCCAGAGGAGCGCCUCACCUCAUCUCCAUCCGUAUCGUUUUCCCUUCGGUCUACGUUCACAGUCUUGUCAUCAAGCGCCACAGAGUCAAUCUUAUUGCCCAAAGUUUACCAUUCAGUUCCAUUACAAAAGGACCCAGGCUCAUCUCUCUCUACAGAACAACUCCAAUCUUGCCAGUUAUUCGCAGAACAAAUCUCAUCUCUAAAACUCAGUGGAUCAUCAAGAAGCAAUCUGAUGCCCCCACAGCAAUUCCAACAUUACCCAGAGUCUCUAGUAUCAGACAAUCAACUCCAGCUACCUUUGUCACCUCUGUCCGACAGCCCACACCCUCCACCCAAAACCUUGGUACCGAAUCUACCACAAAUAAGCCCUGUGCUCCAAGCGGUACCUUCAAAAACCCCAUCAAGAUUAUCUCAAUUUAAUGAGUGUUCUACAGAGGCAUAUUUUAAAUAUAGAUCAACUCCAAAAUAUGAGGAUUCUCCAGUUAUUUCGUCUACUGCUUCACUAUCUGGUGAUCACAAAUCAACUCUGUCACAUCAGGACAUGCAGGAUAUCCAGUCAUCCUAUCCCUUAAAUGUCAACCAGGAUCUUUCCUCAGCUGUAGAAACUGAGGAAGAAGAGGAGGUCUCUAUUGACAGCGGAGAUGAAAUGUCCAGUGAUAGCCUGGGUCUCGCUCCACAUGAAGGAGACUCCUCAGACGAGGAAGCUCAGACGUAUGGACGUUUAACGAGAGGGAGAUCCAGAGAAGAGAAAGACAAUCCUGCCAUAUCUCAUCUAAGAGAUUGCUUUGUUCGUGCAGAGGCUGAAGAAGAAAAGGAUUUGCAGACUGAUACACCCGAACAGCUGUCAGAACCAUCCAUGGUGCGCAACCAGAGUGCUGGGCCUGGAUCAGAGCGCGUCUGUGAUCUGGAUGGGUUUUCGCCCCUAGGUUUUGACAUGAAUGCUGGUCACUCCGACACACCAGAACCCACACACUGUGGCCCACUUCACACAUGCCAGUUUUCACUGCAUGACGCAGACCCGACAGAGAGUUUUGGGUCAAGGAGCAGCCUCAGAUCUGACACAGAGGAAUGCCUGGUUUUUGGAGUUAUGAAGGACACCUACAUGCAGUCGAGUGGAAUUCAAAUUCAUUCAACCAACAGAAGGGAAAUACAACCAAAUGAACUAGGAACAUCUGGUCCACGGUCAAAUCUGUCCACACCAGCUCUCUCUCACACUCUGAGGACAAAGCCACGUUCACACUCUACGCUCGUCUCUCCCCGCCUCUCUCAUUCACCUCCUUCAUGGGGCUCAGAGUUUGGAUCAGCAUUCCGUCCGUUGUCCCGAGCAGCACAAGAGAUCAUGGAGAUUUGCGGUGUAGACCAGUUGGGCUGUGAGGACCCAGACCUGGAUUCAGACACAGCCGCAAACACACUCCACAGUCUGGAGCAGGAACUAAGAGUCACAGCCACGGGGACCCAGGCGCUGGUAUUUGGUACUGGAAAUGGUGGAAGUCAAGAUCAGCACAACAACCAUCGUUUCACACUGGGCAGAGUCAGCGACCAACAGAAGGAAGAGGAGGAGGCUGCGAACAGAGACCGACAGAGUGUCCUUUCAUUACCCUGAGGCAUGUGUAUGGAGUGCGGAAAACACAAUGGAUGCAAUUUAAAGCGUGUUCCAGAGACGCUGAAGAUUGUCUUCUUGAGGAAAGAGAUAAAAAUAUAAAUGUAACGCUUUGAAAAAGUUUGCUAGAAACUGAAUAAAUAGUGUUUUGAGUUA
Messenger RNA from Mugil cephalus (flathead mullet), 3824 nucleotides. RefSeq names its product zinc finger, B-box domain containing (gene zbbx). Gene Ontology annotation, molecular function: zinc ion binding. The record is from RefSeq and is a predicted model, not a curated record. The transcript is spliced from 21 exons. NCBI's taxonomy places the organism in Eukaryota, Metazoa, Chordata, Actinopteri, Mugiliformes, Mugilidae. Gene Ontology annotation, biological process: cilium movement. The coding region runs from base 210 to 3671 and encodes 1153 amino acids. Gene Ontology annotation, cellular component: motile cilium.